GGCGUCGCAUACAGCUCGCCAGGAACGCCAUUAAGCUCUACAGCGCUCCCGGGUACAUGGUCCCAUACGGCUCGGCAGCGCGGCUCUGCCUAGGACCGGUCCCUGGGGCUGUCCCACGACCCCGCGACUGGACUUGGCGGAUGCAGUUACACGGGCAAGAGCUAAGGGGGGUCUUCUUCACCGAGUUCUACGCGGACGUGGAGCCGCCGGACGACGGCGCCACCAUGGCCCGGCAGGCCAUCGCUAGUAAGACCACGGGCGCCCUAGGCACAGACCGGAGCUGCCCUGCUGGAAUCGCGCUAGUCCACUACGACGCCAAGAGAAACGGUCCCUUCCACGACGCCGACGACACAGUUACAAGGCCAUACCCAGGCCAGGCAUACUACAGGGUCGAUCGCACCACGAGGAAGACCCAAUUUAACAAGGUCAACGCGGCGAUACGGGAGUUCUUUUCAAUCGGAUGCGACAAGGCGGCUCUGUGGGUCACCGCCCUCCCACCCAUCGUAUGGGCGCUUGUCUUCCGACACGAGGACUACGACAACGAGGCUAGAGCUCUGGCCGUGCCAGCCCAGGGAGAAGCGGCAGAUCUUCUGCUGGCGCAGGCCUCGGUGACCCUGGGGCGCACUAUCGGCGACCCCGACCAACCCCGUGCCAAGCCGCGUACCGGCGCGCCUGCGCUGACGCCGCAACUGGCGGAGGAGUCCCCAGGCAGCGUUUUCCAGCGAUUAUUGCUGGCCCCUAAGGAGGAACAACUUACGCGCAUCUGUAACCUGCACCGCGCCAACGACGCAGAGCGACGCUGCGUGCUGGCGACGCAGAACGCCCUGAUCCCCACCCUCUGCCACGGACCUCCCGGGACUGGGAAGACCAAAGUCACAGCAUGCGUAGCGGGCGCCUACAUGUCCUGUCUCCCCCCAGGGUGGGGGGUAGACUUCUUUGGCGGCACCGGCGGUUCCAUGGGCAACCUGGCAGAACAAAUCGGAAAUAACCUGCAUCCAGACGACAAGGACCUGUUCCCGCGCAUGGCAGUCCGCCUCGCGCACGAGGACAAGGUGAAGGGCAACGUGGCCAAAACGAUCACCCCCGCGGCCAAGUGCGCCAAGAUGUACAACGUAUCAGGGGACGACGUCACCGCGGGGCGUGCGAGCUUGUUCCGCAAGUUUCGUUCGGAAGUCGCUACCGAG
Molecule: messenger RNA, 1184 nt
Organism: Prorocentrum cordatum
Lineage: Eukaryota; Dinophyceae; Prorocentrales; Prorocentraceae
Source: the annotation of a GenBank genome assembly